GAAGUCUUCGAGUAUGGCCGUAUCUGCCUCGACAAAGAGGACGCUCGUAGACGUUGCAUUGUUUCUGGCAUCUCAAGCAGCCUUGUACUACACCUUGACGUGGGCAGUAGAGCGAUUCUUGCCCGAGCGUCAAACACGGAAGGAGGUUUCUGCGAAGAGUAAGGAUGCGCUAGACAGACUAGGGCAUAAGGACCUGGAGCUGAAUGAGUAUGAGAAGGCUAUUGCCGCCGAAGUCAUCCACCCCGACGAUAUCAAUGUCCGAUUCUCUGAUAUCGGCGGUCUGGAGCCAAUAAUUUCUUCCCUCCGCGAAUCGGUCAUAUACCCCCUUCUCUACCCCAAACUCUUCACCUCGUCAUCCUCGCUCCUCACAGCCCCGAAAGGUGUCCUACUGUAUGGCCCGCCGGGCUGUGGGAAGACCAUGCUCGCAAAGGCUCUUGCUAAAGAGUCAGGUGCGACUUUCAUCAACAUCGCCGCCUCUGUGUUAACCAACAAGUGGUACGGCGAGAGUAACAAGCUCGUCGCUGGGCUCUUCGGGCUUGCGAGGAAGACACAGCCGAGUAUCGUGUUCAUUGACGAGAUCGAUAGUUUCUUGAGGGAGCGAACGAAGGGUGACCACGAGGUGACGGGGAUGAUGAAGGCGGAGUUCAUGACGCUCUGGGAUGGGCUCACGUCCGGUACGGACCGGAUAAUGAUCCUUGGUGCCACAAAUAGGCCAAAUGACAUUGACUCCGCCAUCCUUCGACGGAUGCCUAAGCGUUUCGGCAUAGGCCUGCCCGAUAUUGAGCAGAGGAAGAAGAUUUUGUCCCUAAUGCUGAAGGACACGCCUCUAUCACCUGAUUUGUCUAUGGACACCCUUGCUCAGCGGACAGAAGGCCUUUCAGGUUCGGAUCUGCGCGAGCUAUGUCGGAAUGCCGCAAUGGUUGCUGUAAGGGAGUUCAUGAGAGAAGCGGGGCACGAUCCAGAAGUGCUGGCGAAGGGACAACUGGAGGGGUUCAAGAUCCGACCGUUAAAAUUGGAGGACUUCACGGCCAAUCAUGACGGUGCGACGACGUUGAUCCCUACAUAUGAUACGACGCAGCUCGAGGAUGUCGACGUUUAAUAAAUUACAGCGGCUUGUAUUGGUACGGGCUUGAUAGAUUUAUAUAUUUAUGCUCAUUAUUGAGUUAUUGGGGAGGCG
Molecule: messenger RNA, 1177 nt
Organism: Gloeophyllum trabeum ATCC 11539
Lineage: Eukaryota; Fungi; Basidiomycota; Agaricomycetes; Gloeophyllales; Gloeophyllaceae
Product: AAA-domain-containing protein
Exons: 9
Coding region: 14-1099 (361 amino acids)
Cellular component (GO): mitochondrial outer membrane
Molecular function (GO): ATP binding; ATP hydrolysis activity
Source: RefSeq, a predicted model, not a curated record